UGUUAAUGAAAACAUCAUGCCGAACACCGACAAGAACAGUGUCCUGUCAAGCGCAUUCAUUGAUGACGAGAUGCGAGAUCCUAAUUGGAAUGCAAAUCUUUCAGUCAACAACUUGUUGAGGAGGGUGCACAGUUGGUGAAUAUGAUCGAAAACAGCAUCAGCUCAGCCUGCUGUCAACAACUGAUAGUGGUUCAUAGUGGUUCAGAUGACGAUGAUGCCAUUUGUGGUGCCCCACUCGAUCCAGGUGAUUGCAGAAAAUGAACGAGAACUGCCCUCUACUUCUAGAACUUCUAAGUUUGUGAUGUCUAUCUAUCUACUAGUUGCUGUUAUAAAUGAAAACAUCAUGCCGAACACCGACAAGAACAGUGUCCUGUCAAGCGCAUUCAUUGAUGAUGAGAUGCGAGAUCCCAAUUGGAAUGCAAAUCUUUCAGUCAACAACUUGUUGAGGAGGGUGCACAGUUGGUGAAUAUGAUCGAAAACAGCAUCAGCUCAGCCUGCUGUCAACAACUGAUAGUGGUUCAGAUGACGAUGAUGCCAUUUGUGGUGCCCCACUCGAUCCAGGUGAUUGCAGAAAAUGAACGAGAACUGCCCUCUACUUCUAGAACUUCUAAGUUUGUGAUGUCUAUCUAUCUAGUUGCUGUUAUAAAUGAAAACAUCAUGCCGAACACCGACAAGAACAGUGUCCUGUCAAGCGCAUUCAUUGAUGACGAGAUGCGAGAUCCUAAUUGGAAUGCAAAUCUUUCAGUCAACAACUUGUUGAGGAGGGUGCACAGUUGGUGAAUAUGAUCGAAAACAGCAUCAGCUCGGCCUGCUGUCAACAACUGAUAGUGGUUCAGAUGACGAUGAUGCCAUUUGUGGUGCCCCACUCGAUCCAGGUGAUUGCAGAAAAUGAACGAUAACUGCCCUCUACUUCUAGAACUUCUAAGUUUGUGAUGUCUAUCUAUCUAGUUGCUGUUAUAAAUGAAAACAUCAUGCCGAACACCGACAAGAACAGUGUCCUGUCAAGCGCAUUCAUUGAUGAUGAGAUGCGAGAUCCCAAUUGGAAUGCAAAUCUUUCAGUCAACAACUUGUUGAGGAGGGUGCACAGUUGGUGAAUAUGAUCGAAAACAGCAUCAGCUCGGCCUGCUGUCAACAACUGAUAGACGUUCAGAUGACGAUGAUGCCAUUGGUGAUGCCAUUGGUGGUGCCCCACUCGAUCCAGGUGAUUGCCGAAAAUGAACCAGAACUGCCCUGAGGAUGCUAAAUCAUUGCGGAGUUCAGGGUAUUUUGCGUCAGACAUUCACAGGACACCAACGCAAAUUCCUCAACCAGGCAGUCCGUAAUGAAUGUUUGGGAGGAGGAUACCAUACGAGUCGUGUCGAAUUUGGAGGAAGUCGUUCAACUUUCCAGUGAUGCCCGUUGCGACUCGAUGGGCCACAAUGCCAAGUAUGACAGUCGUUCACUGCAUGACACUAAGACUAACGCCAUAAUAUGCACAGAACUUGUGGUGUCAACAGAACCAGAUACUAAGAAAAGUGCCGCAAUGGAAGUGUUGGGGUUAUCACGAGCUCUUGGUGUUGUUGACGAUUACUGCCCACACCUGGAGAUUAAACUGAUCACUGAUGGCCAUGCUGGUGUGUCAAAGUAUGUCGGGGAGAACCCGCACCCUGACAAGGUGACCCAUUACCUGGACAUUUGGCAUGUAGCAAAAGGGAUAAAGAAGAGGUUGGCCAAGUUGCAAUGGUCAAGUGGAUAUCCAUCGCGAACCACAUUGCCAAUGUCCAUGAACAUGACAGCGAACUUUACCCAAUAAAUCGGUCCGAGAUGUUGGUUUGACCGAGGUUCUGAGGCAUGACACGUACGUAUGACACACACACUCUCUGCCAUAUAGAGUGAUGUUGAACAAGCUGGUUCUGAAAUCUGUUAAAAAGCUCAGUUCUGAUGCUCAGACCUCAGGGUUGGAGGAGGGCUUCCACUUCACCUACCACCAGGCAAUGAGUGAGUGAGCAGAAUCUAUGCCGACAGACAGAGUGUGGUGGAGGAAGUCAUCCGGCUGGUGAAGACUGGAGAGACCUAUGACGUAAACUAUGUAAUGACUGAUGAUACUCCAAAUCUGGCCUCGCUGCACACACCGCCACCUGCUUCCAAGGAAGAGGCUGUAUUGAUUGCACUUGCAGCAUUGAAGUCGCUUCAACAAGAACGCCUGCUGAGAGAUAGACAUGCACCAGCCUCAAGAACUCAUGCACACAUUAUUGUGUAGGCUGUUACUGUGUAGAUGAUGUAGACUGACUGCAUGUGUUGAGAACUUCUCGAUCACUGGCUUCCUGGAUAAAUGAUGACAAGCUCUGAUAAUAUCAGCUUUUUAUAGUAGUACUCGAGGCCCUAGUUUCUGGAAGUUCAUAUUAUUGCGCAGUGAAAAAGUCCCAAGCAUGCAUGAAAAAUUUUAAGAGUGCAAAUUUUGAAUUAACAAUGUUCACUCGAAGUUUUAUUACAAAUGAAAAUAGAAGAACAUUAUUGAUAAA
Molecule: messenger RNA, 2501 nt
Organism: Lineus longissimus
Lineage: Eukaryota; Metazoa; Nemertea; Pilidiophora; Heteronemertea; Lineidae
Exons: 12
Coding region: 1322-1792 (156 amino acids)
Source: RefSeq, a predicted model, not a curated record